AUGUGUGAGCGGGAAAAAGUCUUGUCUGAACGGAGCGCUGCAAGCGCAGCGCUACUUCGUAGGGAAGAUCUCGCUGCAGAGCUUCGUGACUAUGCCCGUGCGAACGACGAGGCAGGUGUGCGGGAUCUGCUCAGCGAGAGCGUGUGGCCAGACCCGAGCGACCGCAUCGCGUUCGUGAAUACCGCCGAUGAGCAUACUGGAAACACGGCACUUCAUAUGGCGAGUGCGAACGGCCACACCGAGGUCGUUCGGUUGUUGCUCGAGGCCGGGGCUGACCCAGCUGCGCAAAACGAGGCGGGGAAUACGCCCCUACACUGGGCGAGUAUGAACCAGCAAGUGCAGUGCGUUGAGGUUCUUUUAGGUGCGCUUCGGCAAACAGGCGCGAGUCCGUUUGUUUUAAAUAAGAGUGGACGCAGUGCCUACGACGAAGCAGUGCUGGUCGGUUGCCGGCAAGUUACAGCGAUGCUCAUGCGCUUCGCCGAAGAACACCCGUCGCAAGCGAGUGCAGACGCCUAUUUCAACGAAACGACUGCAGAGACCCAGUGA
This is a messenger RNA of Cyanidioschyzon merolae strain 10D, 546 nucleotides long. Its product is annotated as ankyrin-repeat protein. Gene Ontology annotation, cellular component: nucleus; cytoplasm. The transcript has a single exon. Lineage: Eukaryota; Rhodophyta; Bangiophyceae; Cyanidiales; Cyanidiaceae. Bases 1 to 546 code for a protein of 181 amino acids. Gene Ontology annotation, molecular function: protein binding. The record is from RefSeq and is a predicted model, not a curated record.